This is a messenger RNA of Anopheles moucheti, 4362 nucleotides long. RefSeq lists its product as uncharacterized. NCBI's taxonomy places the organism in Eukaryota, Metazoa, Arthropoda, Insecta, Diptera, Culicidae. Bases 1 to 4362 code for a protein of 1453 amino acids. The record is from RefSeq and is a predicted model, not a curated record. The transcript has 7 exons.
AUGUUAGGAUUCCGAGCGGUCGGGAUCCUGCUGCUUUUACAGACAAGCUGUACCAUUGCGCAACUGUUUGGAAACAGCCAGAAUGCACUCGCACCAGCAGGCGGUAGGCGAAAUGUGCUCCGGCAAGGCGAUGGAGCCGUUAGCCACGAUCACACCCACAUCGAGACGAUCGAUGUCAAAUGUGAUCAGCGCAACGGUAUGCUCGUGACGGUACAGUUCGAGGAUGACUUCCAAGGUGUUAUCUAUAGCCAGGGCUACCACAACGAUCCUAAGUGCCAGUACGUGCAGGCCAACCAGGGUGGCAAGCAGUUCACCUUCACCGUACCGUACGACAGAUGCGGUAGUAAGCCAUCCUGUGCAGUGUGUGCAUCGGUCGACAAUGUGCUCGUCAUACAGACGGACGAGGAAGUGCAGGAGGCCUGGGAUACGGCCCGACGAAUCUCCUGCAGCCAGAGCGAGCAACAGCAGAACACGAUCAUCUUCAAACCGUUCGUCGUCGAUCAGCUGGAAGUGGUCAAUGUACCUACAUCGACUGGCGGUGUCGAGUGUUGGAUGGACAUCCAGCGAGGCAUCUAUCCGAGCAUUUCGCCCAUCCCGAGCAUCAUUAAAAUCGGGGAGGCGCUCAGUGUGCUGGUGUACCUCCGUGAUCCAAAGGGCGAAUACGACGUGUCGGUAAAGGACUGCUACGCAUUUGAUAGUCCGGAUUAUGAUGCGAAAACCACUGCACGCCUGCAGCUAUCUGACAAGAAUGGGUGCUCGCGUAAGAAGAAGCUGUUUGGGCUGUGGCAAAAGACGACACAGACUGGCAGCUCGGGUGCUACACUGGUUGUGCACAAUAGCAUCAAGGCGUUCAAGUUCCCCGAUCGCAUGCAGGUCUUCCUAAAGUGUGAUAUCGAAAUCUGUCGCGGUGGUUGUGGACCGCAGGCGUCCAUCGCCGACACGUGGACGACCAACUCAAGCGACAUCGCUAGCUCCGCCCGUUCCAACACGCGGACGCCGUCCAACAGUAACGCCAGCACCUUCUCAGCCAGUAUAUACGGUUCCGGAAACACAGCCUCCACGUCGUGGUACGCGUCCUCCGCGUCCGGUGGAAACAACCCCAGCGACGGCACCUUCAAGACGCACGCGUCCACCAAAUACACGGGCACCGACGGUGUAAGACCAACAAGACCUGUACCGUCUCCGACAACGCCACGAUUUUCCACCACAACUGAAGAGGAGGAUGAUGGUGUGCCAAACUGUUUGCUGCGAUCCAAUGAUCCUCGCUGCGAGGAAGUAUCCAUCUACUUACCGGUGAUUCCACGGGAUCAGGUUACUACGAAGUCACCGAUCGUGCCAACUGUACCAUCGGUUACGCCGAGUACUCCUUUAAAUUGUUUCCCAGGCUCAAACGAUCCACGUUGUAGAACACCCGUACUCCGCUGUCCACCGGGAACGUCAGAUCCUCGUUGUCCAGGAUUUGUGCGUCCACAGGAGCCGAAAGAUACAGCUACAUAUUUACCACCGGUUGAUAAGCCUAACUGCUAUCCAGGAUCAGCUGAUCCACGAUGUCCUCAAACGACCGCUGCUCCACGAUGCUAUCCGGGAUCAAGCGAUCCUCGCUGUCCUACGACUUCGCGGCCAACACAACCGCCAUUGCGUUGCUACCCAGGCUCUAGUGAUACUCGCUGUCCUCAACCGACGAUCACAACUCAGCCACCUUUACGAUGCUAUCCAGGUUCAACUGAUCCACGUUGUCCACAAACUACACCGCGCCCAGCGCCUACAACUACACCAGCACCGCGUUGUUAUCCUGGGUCCAAUGAUCCUCGAUGCCCUACCACGCCAAGACCACCACCAACCACACAACCACCACUACGCUGUUAUCCAGGAUCGACCGAUCUUCGUUGCCCUCAAACUACUCCACGGCCAGUACCGACAACCACACCUGCCCCAGUUUGCUAUCCAGGAUCUACUGAUCCGAGGUGCCCUCAGACUACUCCUCGACCUGUACCAACGACAACACCAGCUCCGAGAUGCUACCCUGGUUCAAACGACCCUCGAUGCCCUACCACGCCAAGACCACCACCAACUACACAACCACCACUACGCUGUUAUCCAGGAUCGACCGAUCUUCGUUGCCCUCAAACUACUCCACGGCCAGUACCGACAACCACACCUGCUCCAGUUUGCUAUCCAGGAUCUACUGAUCCGAGAUGCCCUCAGACUACUCCUCGACCUGUACCAACGACAACACCAGCUCCGAGAUGCUACCCAGGAUCGAGCGAUCCUCGAUGUCCAACCACUCCUCGACCAACACCAACUACACAACCACCUCUACGCUGUUAUCCGGGAUCGACCGAUCUUCGUUGCCCACAAACUACUCCACGUCCAGUACCCACAACUACACCAGCUCCAGUCUGCUAUCCUGGUUCAACAGAUCCACGUUGCCCGAAACCAACACCCACGACUCAACCUCCUCUGCGAUGCUAUCCUGGUUCAACGGAUCUUCGUUGCCCACAAACCACUACUCGCCCAGUGCCAACGACCACGCCUGCUCCACGUUGUUAUCCAGGAUCGAAUGAUCCUCGAUGCCCGACGACUCCAAGGCCACCACCAACAACUCAGCCCCCACUUCGCUGUUACCCAGGCUCGACCGAUCUUCGUUGCCCGCAAACUACACCGCGUCCAGUACCUACGACAACUCCAGCUCCUCGUUGUUAUCCGGGAUCUAAUGAUCCUCGAUGCCCGACCACUCCUCGGCCGCCACCAUCUACCCAGCCACCACUUCGUUGUUAUCCGGGUUCUACCGAUCCACGCUGUCCGCAAACAACUCUUCGCCCUAGUCCAAAGUGUUAUCCAGGUUCGCUUGACCCUCAGUGUUCUGACAAGCAGGAUUCGGAAACAUAUCUGCCUCCAGUGGAAGGUCGACUGAUCCACGAUGUCCUACGACAGCACGUCCUACUCCACCCACAACAUCGGCUCCUCGUUGUUAUCCAGGAUCCAAUGAUCCUAGAUGCCCGCAAACCACCCCUCGUGCAGUACCAACGACUACAGCUGCUCCACGUUGUUAUCCAGGAUCCAAUGAUCCUAGAUGCCCGCAAACCACCCCCCGUGCAGUACCAACGACUACAACUGCUCCACGUUGUUAUCCAGGAUCCAAUGAUCCUCGUUGUCCUACCACGCCAAGACCACCACCAACUACACAACCACCACUACGCUGUUAUCCAGGAUCGACCGAUCUUCGUUGCCCUCAAACUACUCCACGGCCAGUACCGACAACCACACCUGCCCCAGUUUGCUAUCCAGGAUCUACUGAUCCGAGGUGCCCUCAGACUACUCCUCGACCUGUACCAACGACAACACCAGCUCCGAGAUGCUACCCAGGAUCGAGCGAUCCUCGAUGUCCAACCACUCCUCGACCAACACCAACUACACAACCACCUCUACGCUGUUAUCCAGGAUCGACCGAUCUUCGUUGCCCUCAAACUACUCCACGGCCAGUACCGACAACCACACCUGCCCCAGUUUGCUAUCCAGGAUCUACUGAUCCGAGGUGCCCUCAGACUACUCCUCGACCUGUACCAACGACAACACCAGCUCCGAGAUGCUACCCUGGUUCAAACGACCCUCGAUGCCCUACCACGCCAAGACCACCACCAACUACACAACCACCACUACGCUGUUAUCCAGGAUCGACCGAUCUUCGUUGCCCACAAACUACUCCACGUCCAGUACCCACAACUACACCAGCUCCAGUGUCCUCAAACUACACCACGUCCAGUACCAUCUACUACUCCUGCGCUUAAAUGUUUCCCAGGAUCGACCGAUCCGCGCUGUCCAACGACACCGAGACCUACAUUGCCACCAACUCAGCCACCACUUCGUUGCUACCCAGGAUCGAAUGAUCUACGCUGCCCACAAACCACUCCCCGACCCGUACCAACGACACGUCAACCGUGCUAUCCCGGUUCCCUGGAUCCCGCUUGCCCGCGUCCAUUUGUCACAACCACUCCGUCUUCGUGCUACCCAGGCUCACCCGAUCCCAACUGCCCGCAGCCUUAUCGACCAAGCAGCACUAAUCCUCCUGCUACUUAUUUGCCACCAUUCCCUGCUGAGUCGGGAGCCCGCUCGGUACGACAUCUUAGCCCAGAAACACUGAGUGAUAUUAACGCAUUGGCCGAUUCGGCGGACGCUGCUGCGGAUUCGGUCAGUUCGGCGUCGGUAGGCACAGAAGGUGUACCGGAUUCAUCUCCACUGGUCAGUACAGCAAGAGCAAAGCGUGACACCAACCUGGUCAACGAUUUGGAUGGAGAACCGGCAAAGGAAAUCAUCUCCAUUACGUUGAACAUUAAGGGCUAUCAGUUUGAGCCGGAUUUGUAA